This is a messenger RNA of Hylaeus anthracinus, 685 nucleotides long. Its product is annotated as chitotriosidase-1-like. Gene Ontology annotation, cellular component: extracellular region. The annotation marks the transcript as partial. Gene Ontology annotation, biological process: chitin catabolic process; carbohydrate metabolic process. The record is from RefSeq and is a predicted model, not a curated record. NCBI's taxonomy places the organism in Eukaryota, Metazoa, Arthropoda, Insecta, Hymenoptera, Colletidae. Gene Ontology annotation, molecular function: chitin binding; chitinase activity. The transcript has 3 exons.
GUCUGCGAAAAACUAGAAGACGGACAAUGGAUUUCUGGCAGAGACGAGGAGGGACCCUAUAUAAAACGCGGAGAUCAAUGGAUCGGUUACGAGGAUCCUCUGGCGGUGAAAAUCAAAGUGGCUUAUGUUCGAUCGACCGGGCUAGGCGGAGUUUCUUUGUGGUCGAUGGAUUUGGAUGAUUUCCAGGGUAUUUGUGGAAAUCCUUGGCCCAUGCUAAACGCUGCAACCGAAUCGAUAGGACUACACGACGAAGAGGAGGUGAAGAAAUGUUCUACCGAGGGUGUCUAUAGCGAUCCUGACAACUGCUCUGGAUUCUACGCUUGCCAUGAAGGUACACAGUACCAUGGCCACUGCGGUUAUGGAAGAUUCUUCAAUACCGUCGAUGGACGUUGCGUGAAAGCGUCCCCAGAAGUUUGCAAACCGGGACAGAGUAAUCGGAUUCAGAGUCUCCAGAUGGACUCACGAGAGACAGAAGAAUCACAGCAUUUAGAAAUCUCCACGAAUAAAGAUCCACGAGUAGUUUGCUACGUGACCUCGUGGUCUUUGUACCGCAAAGGAGACGGAAUGUUCGUUCCUGAACGUUUGGAAUCGCGUUUAUGUACCGACGUUGUUUACGCCUUUGCUGGGCUGAAUCCGGACACGUUGCUGAUUCAACCGUUCGACCCCUGGGCAGACAUAGAACACG